Molecule: messenger RNA, 1650 nt
Organism: Gastrolobium bilobum
Lineage: Eukaryota; Viridiplantae; Streptophyta; Magnoliopsida; Fabales; Fabaceae
Exons: 2
Coding region: 1-1650 (549 amino acids)
Source: RefSeq, a predicted model, not a curated record
AUGACCCUUCAUGGUGAAACAGACCUCCUGAUGUGCAGAACCUUCCCAACGCUCUUGGGCGGAAUAGCGUUAACUUGGUAUACCACCUUACCAACGGGCAGUGUAGCAUCCUGGGAUGACCUGGCAAGGAAAUUCCAGACCCAUUUUGCCACUAGUCGCCCUGUGCCGAAGUCUGUCCAUGCCUUGGAGAAAGUACGCCAGCAAUCCGGGGAAACUCUUAGGUCAUUUCUCGACCGUUUUGACAAAGAAGCCCUACAGGUACAAGGGCUAGACCCAAAGGUGCAGUUGCACAUACUUUUAUCUGGAUUGCGUGAAGGAGCAUUCGCCUACGAGCUUGCUCGUCGUGAGAUUUUGGAUCUUGAAGAAGUCAAGCGUAAAGCUCAAGAGUUUAUGCGAAUCGAAGAGUACAAAGGAAGUCGAACAAGCGACAGUCACCGCCAAGGAAACAGAGAGUUGAAGAAUAGUGACCAUGUUGAGGAACGUAGAAAGAGUCGCAAACCCGCCAAGUAUGUCAGUCGCCAACAAGGGCGAGACAUGGUUGGACGUCAUACACAUAGCGUCCUUCAGACCGAGUACAAGGAGGACCGCAAAGACAGCCCAAGGCGUCAGGGGAAAUCGCGGGAAAAUGUUGUAUACUGCAAAUUCCACCGCAGUAACGACCAUAGUACUGAGGAGUGCAGACAUCUGAAGGAUGAAAUCGAUGAGAUCAUUAACAGAAGAGGUCAAAGAAACACCGGAAGCAGCUCCCGAAUCCCAGGAAACAACAGGCGGUAUCGAGAGCGUAGUUGGUCACCAGAUCGAAGAAGGAGCACCCAGCCCAAGUAUCAAACUCGUCGCGGGCGGGAUCGCAGGGAGAGGUCUCCCCCAAUCCGUAAGGCGCAUGACAACCAGAGCAGUAGAGAAAGGCGUGACGGAGGAGACGAAGAUUCAGCAGCCAUAAAACAUGGAGUGAUAAAUAUGAUCUCUGGAGGGCUGGGUCAGGCCAAACCCAAAAUCGUCUGGGACUUCAACGAUUUGGGCGAUAUCCUACCUGGCCAUGACGACCCAUUGGUCAUCCAAGCAAUCAUUGCCAACUGGAGCGUCAACCGCGUAUUCGUGGAUCAUGGCAGUUCUGCUGACAUUUUGUUUUUGCCUUGUCUUAAAGCUUUGGGUUUUACUGUCAAUGACUUAACACCAGUGGCAGGUGAACUUGCAGGGUUUAACGGCACAACCACCAAACCUUUGGGAUUGAUAAACUUACGAUUAUCUAUGGGAACGCCACCUACCUCAAAGUCAGCCGACAUCCAAUUCCUGGUGCUGGAUACCCAAUCAGCUUACAACGUAAUUCUCGGCAGGCGAAUGUUCGCCGCUUUCGAAGCAAAUGUGUCGCACCCUCACUUGGCAAUAAAGUUUGUGGCAAGAGACAAUAAGGUGGCGACGGUAAGAGGCGAUCAAACGGUAACAAGGAGCUGCUACAACAUAUCCAUGAAACCAGCACCAAAAGUCACUUUGAAAGCCCAGCCAGCACCCCAUAUAGCGACAACCCAGGUAACAACUGAUGCCCUCACUGGAAAGGGUAACGAACUUGACCAGUGUCUUCUUGUAGAGUUUGAUGCACGGGACGACCCUCGGAUGGAACAUUCCAGGCCCAUACCAGACGAACGGCGAUAA